Molecule: messenger RNA, 4260 nt
Organism: Engraulis encrasicolus (European anchovy)
Lineage: Eukaryota; Metazoa; Chordata; Actinopteri; Clupeiformes; Engraulidae
Product: zinc-binding protein A33
Exons: 6
Coding region: 133-1215 (360 amino acids)
Biological process (GO): protein ubiquitination
Cellular component (GO): cytoplasm
Molecular function (GO): protein binding; ubiquitin protein ligase activity
Source: RefSeq, a predicted model, not a curated record
UAUUUAACAGACGUGUUGGGUCGCGUCUGUGACAGCGCUAAGUCCUCUCUUGCUUGCGGUGGAAGGACAUUCGGUACAGUAGCCUAUUGUGGACGUAUUGCUAUCAUCUGAACUCGGGGCAUUCAAUCAGGCAUGAAGACUCAAUCUCACGAAGUGUUAGUGAAGCAGCAAGAGUACCUGAGCCGCCAGAGAGAUGCUAUCGCCUACCGCAUGAAGAAGCUUUCUGCCAAGCAGGUGGAUGUAAAUAAAAAGACCAACGUCUUGAAGGAGAAGAUCAAGAAGAAGUACGCGGACAUGAAGCGCGUGCUGGACGAGGACCUGAGCAUCACGCUGACGCAGCUGGAGAUGGAGACGGAGGCGACGGAGCGCAUCAUCGAGGAGCACAUCGAGAGCUGCUACGCCCUCACGCAACACAUCGACCAACAGAUCUCCGAACUCAGCACCAGCCAGCAGAAACAGCCGGGCCAAGAUAAGGACACGGAAACAGAGGAGAGGAUAUCGGCCACGCUAAAGCAUACGGACCCGGAGCUGAUCCAUAUGGACGAGUUUAAGAACGAGCAGCUGCUGAGUCUCACCAUCAACCUGCUGCUCUUCAUUAGGUCACAAGUCCCCGUCACCAAGAAACUCUUCCAGAGCUAUGCGUCCGAAGUGGUCCUAGACCCGAACUCGGCCCACCCGAAGCUCAUCGUGUCCCCCGAGGGCGACUCGGUCACCUACACCGACACGUGGCAGGAGGUCCCAGAGAACGCGGCGCGCUUCGACACCACGCUGAAUGCGGUGAGCCGCGAGGGCUUCCGCGAGGGCCGCCACUACUGGGAGGUGCUGGUGGACGGCAAGACGUACUGGGAGCUGGGCCUGACGUAUCCCAGCAUCCCCCGCAAGGGCAGCGAGGAGCACUGCUGGCUUGGCCGCGGCGCCGACUCCUGGUGCGUGGAGUACUUCAACGGCUGGUACAACGCCUGGCACCGUGGCGCGGCGCACGAGCUCACGCACGUGCAGGGCCGGGCGUUCCAGCGCAUCGGCGUGUUCUCCAGUGCACCCGGCGGCCUCGUGUGCUUCCUGGGCGCCGAGACCAUGACGCCGCUGUACUGCUUCUGCACGGGCACGUUCACCGAUAGGCUGCUGCAGGCCGUGUGUCCCGGACACGACAACCAGGGGACCAAUUGGAAGCCACUGGAGAUCGUGGAUGCCAGCAGGUCCCGGCCCACCCUCUGAACCGCAGCUAGCAGUUCCAGGCCCACCCUUUGAUUUGAAUCUUUUUAAAUUUCCUCAUUAUACAAAUUCACUUAGUCUAUGAAUUCCUGUGUUCCAGUGUGUAACCAUUUUGCGUUUUUAUGUGUUUUAUUGUUUUGUGUAUAUUGAGGCAGAGUAAAUGGAUUUGUUGAGUGUACAAUAUGGCUCUUCAACUUCACCAAUGGUGUCAAUGUAAAUCAGAGUAGUUCCUCCAUUUAGGUAUUGAGUAGAGCAUUAUUAGCAGUAACAGUAACACUUUGCUUUGUCAUGACAGUUAUCUAAGAGUAAUAUAGAUUAGGCCUAUGUCAAUGUCAUAAAUGUGAUUAUUGAGUUACAUUAGGUGUCAUUUGGCUAUUGCCAUGACAUUUUUGGGUUGGACAGACUUUGAAAAAAAAGGCUCUGCACAUACACUCAUAGCUCAAGCAAUGUCAACUUAUGACAAUAGCCAAAGUGUUAUGACAGUGUCAUGCCGCUCUUAUGAUGGUACUGUUAAAUAACACAUUACAGAAGUAAGUACAUGUUUAUGGAUCUUAUUGAAAUUACCCUUUUAUUCUGAUGAACACACAUAUUACCAGCUACAUUUAAGUAGAUUAACUAGUUACACAAGAUUGGUGCAUCUGCUCAUAACACAGAGUUGGAGCCAUAAUGUACAUAGAAUUGUGUAUCGAUGUUUGAGAUAUGGUAUUUAUAGGUUUAUGUUUACCUUUGACCGGUAAUACAAAAGAAAUAAGGAAAGAGUUUUAAAAUUGCUUGUAAUUGAGCCAUUAUCAAACGUAGCAUGACAUGAACCUCUAGCAACAGGUUAUAGGGCUUUGUAGGUACCGGUAUAUGAUGAUCAUCUAAGAUAACACUAUACAGUAUGUAGGCAGAGAGACGACAAUGUUGAACAAAAUGGAAACAAAUUGCACAGUUGAUCAUUUUUGUUUUAAUACAAUAAAAUAGGGUUUUACACAGGUCUUCAUUCGAUGUCAUUUUAACAAAUGUACUACCCCAGAUUCAAAAAGAGGCAUUUUAGUAUAAUAUCCACAGUAAUUUUUUUUUUCAAAAGGGGAAUUCAUGGCCCCGAAAUGUAAUAUAAUCAUGGUUCCAAAUCGUGUUAAUAUAUAUAUAUUCCUGAGGACAAUUGCAUUAAACACUGUAAAGCAUUAAAAAAAGUUUUUAACUUUUUUAAAAAGUAAGAUUUUUCUUCCCUUCAAUUCCAUUCCAAAACAAGGGGAGUAAUUCCAACUCCCUGUAUACAAUGUUGGGCACUACGUUACUAUUAAAAGGAUCCUUGUGUGUGUGUGUGUGAGAGAGAGUGUGGAGGCAAGACAGAGCUAGAGUGUGUAUGUGUGUUUGUGUGUAGAUAUACUGUGUGUGUGUGUGUGUGUGUGUGUGUGUGUGUGUGUGUGUGUGUGUGUGUGUGUGUGUGUGUGUGUGUGUGUGUGUGUGUGUGUGUGUGUGUGUGUGUGGUGGACAGGGUUCACGACAGGAGAACCAUUCCAUACACAUGAAUUGCCAUUUCAAUGUCACAUCAUCAUCUGACUUGGGAAAAAAACUAUAUAGUUUACUCAAGAUUUCAACUGUGCUGUACUAUAGAACGUACAGAGUAAAAUGAUUGAUAUUUGCUCAAGGUGACUGGGAAAGAUGAAACUAGACAUUUUACUCGAGAAAAGACAGGCACUAUUUUAAAGCUAUGAAAGGCACAGUUUGUAGCACCGUUAUGAUGUUCCGCUACCUCCAGGCGUGGACGCUACAUUGCUGGACGAGUGCAUUCAUUUGCGUGGACUGGUGUGUUGUGAAUAGACGAGUGAUAUGCUAGCUGCCUCUGUCGACUAAAAUCCCUUUAGACAGCAUGACAAAAAAAGAAAAGGAAAAAAUCCAGCAAGUAUUCAAAUAACAAGCUAACCCAUAUAGGAGGUCAUGUGCUACACAAAGGCCCAUUUUCAAAGCAUUUCAAAAACAUUUUUUUUGGCAUUUUAAAAAAUGACUAUUGUGAAGAUGCCAUAAUUCAGUCAGGCAGAUGUGCGGUUUGCUCUAGCGCUGGUGUCCAGAGAUGUAGAAUGUAGAAGUAGAUGUAUGGAUGUAAUUACAACGCUAGUAGUUUGAAAUUACAUAGUUGCAAGUAAGUACAUACCAUGCUACUAGUGUUGUAAUUAUAUCAGAAACAGUACUUCUACUUCUACUUUAUACCUCUCUGCUGGUGUCACUCUUUCAGGCUCCGUUUCAAGUCGUGACAGGAUAGUAUUUAGUGCAGCACCCUCCCGCCCCCUCCCACCCCACCUUCCCCUCCCCACCCCCACAUGACCGCAUAGCCAUGGAGCCCCUGGGGUAGGUCAGCUUGCUAAAAGCGGAUGGACAAUAAACAAAAGUGGCCAGUUGUGCUUUGAGUCAACAGUUCAGACCCAUCAACCCCUUCUGGUGUUCCUCUUAGCGGUUCCAGAUUAAUCCGACCGGAAAGGGUGUGGGGACAAAAAAAACAUUACAGAGGGCAACACUAUCUAAAUACCACAGGAAACUGGUAGAAAGUUAAGAAAGCCUGGAAUGUAGAAGCUCAAUGUGCUUCUGUAAUGGUAAUGGUCUGAAGAAGUUCCCGGAGAGGAUUGAAACAUAGUACUGUAGCUGUGUAUCUUCAAGAUUAAAUAUUUUGUAGCAAAACUGUGUCGAUUAUUAAAACUAUUGGUUCAAGUUAAGUCAUGAGUAGUACAGCAAAAGGCUUUUUCUUCCCCAGCCCCCCAACUUCAUGAAGUCCAUUUGGUCUCAUCUCCAAGGCAUCUUGUUUCUGUGUCUGUAUCUGAUAGUUUAUUGGUGUGGAAGGCUUCGUUUUAGCGCAUUCCCAACUGAGGAAAUGCACAUUGAUUGCAGGAUGACAUGUGCUGUACAGUCUUUUGGUUUUACUGUACAUCUAAAGCAUUAGGUAAAGCCUCCUGAGGUAAAGCAUCAGCCUGUCUCAGUCUGGGACACAACCAGUGAACAGAAGGAACAGCAUGGCACACGAUAAAAAGUAAAAUGUACAGAUUCCUUUCAAGCAUUUGAUUGUUUCAUAUC